UGGCGACGUCAUCCACAGACGCCGGAAAAGGCGCAAGCUUGAAGUUCAUCGAGCUGAGUUGGCUGUUGUUGGAGCGAUUAGUACCUGUUCGUGUAGAUCUCCAUCGACGAGUUUGUUGUUGUGGAAUCCUGUCACACGACGGGAGAGGCUCGCUGCUUUCGAUUGAUUGAGUGGACGCCCCUGUGUUAGCUAGCCACCCUUUUCCAUUACCCAACGGACAUUUCUAACGUAAAACGCUCAAACCCUCAUUCGACGCAAUGGACCCCGUUGGUCAAGCAUGCCCCCCCGCCCCCACUCUCUCUCUCGACCCAGACAUCAACCUGAACUCCCCCAACAAGGGCCUGAGCCACGCGGCAGGCGACGAUGCCCUGUCCGGCGCCUCCGCGCAGGGGGGUGCUGUGGGCGUGUCGUCUGUCAGCACAUUGCCCCCGGGGCUCACGGAGGAGGAGGCCGAGGAGCUCCGCAUCGAGCUGGGCAAGGUGGAGGAGGAGAUCAACACCUUGAGACAGGUGCUCCUGGCCAAAGAGAAACACUCUGCAGAGCUGAAGAGGAAGUUGGGUCUCAGCCCCCUAAAUGAGCUCAAACAGAACCUCACCAAGGGGUGGCAGGAUGUCCAGACCUCCAAUGCAUAUCUUACAGCGUCUGCAACUUUGGACGACAUUGCCAGAUCGGAAGCGUAUAAAAAGACUCAGGAGACCCUGUCAGUGGCUGGACAGAAAACAACUGCUGCCUUCUCUACCAUGGGCUCUGCCCUAAGCAGGAAACUGGGAGAUAUGAGAGCCCUGCCUUUCUCUAACUCCUUUGGUAGCAACUACUCGAUUCGACAUUCCAUAAGUAUGCCGGCGAUGAGAAACUCUCCGACCUUCAAGUCGUUUGAGGACAAAGUUGGCAACAUCAAGUACAAAGUGGUCGGAGCGAGAGGAAACGGUGAAGCGGUCCAGUCACCGACCGAAACACACCACGUUCAGGACAACGCCCCCUUCUGAAGCUCCUCCCUCUCCCAUCACCUGGACUGUGACAUCACUAUGCGCCUCAUCUCAGAGUGACCCCCUUGACAUUUGACCUAUGUUACCCUUCCCCUCCUGACACCACAUGCCGUUACUCACCACUGCCUCCCCCCGCCCCGCUACAACCCAACACUACAUUGACCCCUGACCCCUAGGCCAAGGCUAGACAACCUACCCAUCCGCUCCCUGUGGCCCUCCAGAAAUGGAACCCUUGUGGCGAUUUGUCUGGACUGGACGGGUAGAAGCCGUGUGCCCACAAUUCUUCUUUUCCUGCGACACGGAAAGGUGCCAGGCUAAUGUUAAAACGUAUCCAAGUGAAUGGCUAGGUUGUUUUGUUGCUGUAUGGCUUCCUCGUAUCCCUUCUACUCCCUUUCAAUCCACACCGGUGCCUAGGGGGGUCAGGGCCUAGCAUCGGUUUGUAACUAAUCCUCACCUCCCCUCUCGCCUAUGAAAAGCAUGUUCAUAUCUCAACUCAUUGUACAAAUACAAACUAGUGCAGAAGAGGUUUUCACAGCAUCUGAUCACCACAGCUUGUAAAAAAAAAAACAAAAAAAAAAGUUAAACCAUUUUGUAUUAUAAAACUAUUUUACACUGCUUUGCAUAAAGUUUUUACAUAACUUUUAUCUAUAUAAAUAUAUGAAUACAUAUUAUAAACAAUAAUAUGGCGUUCAUCAACAUCUAAUGAUGGGGAGGAGUCUCAAUCAAGGAAGUGAAGUACCCACUCUGCUCUACAGCUUACUCAAGUACUCAAGCUCUACAGCUUUGAUCUCAGUUUUGGACCCUUCUAGAUUAAUUUUUUUUUUUUCUUCUAUACUGACUACAACAUAAAGCAAUGCUUUGCGGUAUAAUUAGUUGGCUACCUAGGGAAUGGGGAAACUUGUGAUUCGACCUUAAACUUUUACGCUGUCAUUGCUUUGUCUUAUGUUACUUCACUGUUACAAAAUAUAUAUUUGUCUCUCUAUUUUUGUCACCUUCUGUUGUAGAGUAGUCUUUUAAAAGGGGGGGGGGGGGGGGGGGGGGGGGUUUCCUCUGAACCUGUCCUCCAGCCUCCCGGGGCACACUCCUGCCCCUCCCCGGCUUGAGAAGCACCCAAACAGACAUCUUUGUAAAUGCACUCCCAUAUGCCCCAACGGACACACCCCCGCCCAGAUUAUGUCCACUGUUGUGAUCACCAACACUUCCUGUUCAGCCACUGUGCUCCAUUUCAGGCUCUUUAUAGUAUGAUAAUAAACACGCUGUGACCUUUAUGCAGCCUCCAGCAGCCCCAUGUGAUGGUGGCUGGUGUUUUGGUAGCACGGUUUUAUUUUCAACAUUUAAGUACUUAUAGGUUGUAUUGUUGUUGUUUUUGCCUGAUUUCGAGUAUUCUGUUCCAAUCAAGAGAUUAAUUUUUUUAUUUUUCCUGUUGGUCCUGUUUAGUUGAGAUGGUCGUAUUUAGACAAUGUUAUUGAGUUUCCUUCUCUCUUGGGUGGAGUUCAAUUAAAUAGGGGAAUUUUGUAUUUAAUUGCCAUCUGUAAAUUGUUGCCAAUUAUUUAAUAUUUGCCUGCUACAGCGCUCUUUCAAAUGAGUUAUUAGUCAUGCCAUAGAUGGUUUACUACUAUCUGGACUGGUUCCCCUCACAGGUUAGGCUGCUUUUCUGUAAAGCAUCCCUGCUAUUAUUUUGUUUUACUAAUUGGUCUGAAGACCAGUGAGAACGUGUAUGAAAAGAUCCGAUGUGGUUGGUCGAAAGAUUUGUUGGGCUGGGGAAAAAGGAACAGAUUUGGCCUUCCUGUCUGAAUGCAACAUUGGACACAGAAUCUCUUGAAUAUUUUUUUUGGGUUCCAGGGCCAGGCUUAAUCUGUCUGGGAAACCUUCCCUAAAUGGCUGCAUUGUGACAGGCAGUCCAGUUUCCUGUUUAUGGGGAAAUUAUUAGAUUUCUAUCGGUCAAAAUACAAGUUGUUGGCCGAAGAUCAGAAUUUGGAUGCCGUUUGAAUGCAAGCCAUUUUUAGAUGGUUUCUGUUUCCUUUGGUUGACGUUGCAAUGGGGAAAGUUUUUCUGUGUAAAGUUGCAAAAAACUAUUGGGGUCAAAUGUAAAUUUUUGGGGCACCUUGGCUGAAUUUGUUAAAACACAUUGUUAGGGGCAUUUGCAAUGUGCCAACCAUGCCAAUUUAGGGAAUGAAAGUUUGAAUAUAUAGCUUUAUUUAGGAGCCUAUCAGUAGAAGUUGAAGGGAUCAGAUAGAAUGGUGGAUGAGUUAAACGAAGAAAAAAACAUGUAUGUUUUGGAUAUCAAUAAAGCAUUCCUUUAAACAGU
Molecule: messenger RNA, 3294 nt
Organism: Esox lucius (northern pike)
Lineage: Eukaryota; Metazoa; Chordata; Actinopteri; Esociformes; Esocidae
Gene: tpd52l2b
Product: tpd52 like 2b
Exons: 9
Coding region: 258-986 (242 amino acids)
Cellular component (GO): cytoplasm
Source: RefSeq, a predicted model, not a curated record